Molecule: messenger RNA, 3524 nt
Organism: Coregonus sp. 'balchen'
Lineage: Eukaryota; Metazoa; Chordata; Actinopteri; Salmoniformes; Salmonidae
Source: the annotation of a GenBank genome assembly
UUAGAGGACAGCGAGUUAGAGGACAGCCAGUUAGAGGGCAGCCAGUUAGAGGGCAGCCAGUUAGAGGACAGCGAGUUAGAGGACAGCCAGUUAGAGGGCAGCCAGUUAGAGGGCAGCCAGUUAGAGGGUCAGCCAGUUAGAGGGCAGCCAGUUAGAGGGCAGCCAGUUAGAGGGCAGCCAGUUAGAGGGUCAGCCAGUUAGAGGGCAGCCAGUUAGAGGGCAGCCAGUUAGAGGGUCAGCGAGUUAGAGGACAGCCAGUUAGAGGGUCAGCCAGUUAGAGGGCAGCCAGUUAGAGGGGCAGCCAGUUAGAGGGCAGCCAGUUAGAGGGGCAGCCAGUUAGAGGGCAGCCAGUUAGAGGGCAGCCAGUUAGAGGGCAGCCAGUUAGAGGACAGCCAGUUAGAGGGCAGCCAGUUAGAGGGCAGCCAGUUAGAGGGCAGCCAGUUAGAGGACAGCCAGUUAGAGGGCAGCCAGUUAGAGGGUCAGCCAGUUAGAGGGUCAGCGAGUUAGAGGACAGCGAGUUAGAGGGUCAGCCAGUUAGAGGACAGCGACUUAGAGGGGCAGCCAGUUAGAGGGGCAGCCAGUUAGAGGACAGCCAGUUAGAGGGUCAGCCAGUUAGAGGGUCAGCCAGUUAGAGGGUCAGCCAGUUAGAGGGCAGCCAGUUAGAGGGCAGCCAGUUAGAGGGUCAGCCAGUUAGAGGACAGCCAGUUAGAGGGGCAGCCAGUUAGAGGGUCAGCCAGUUAGAGGACAGCGAGUUAGAGGGGCAGCCAGUUAGAGGACAGCCAGUUAGAGGGCAGCCAGUUAGAGGGGCAGCCAGUUAGAGGACAGCCAGUUAGAGGGUCAGCCAGUUAGAGGGUCAGCCAGUUAGAGGGUCAGCCAGUUAGAGGGCAGCCAGUUAGAGGGCAGCCAGUUAGAGGGUCAGCCAGUUAGAGGACAGCCAGUUAGAGGGGCAGCCAGUUAGAGGGUCAGCCAGUUAGAGGACAGCGAGUUAGAGGGGCAGCCAGUUAGAGGACAGCCAGUUAGAGGGCAGCCAGUUAGAGGGCAGCCAGUUAGAGGGUCAGCCAGUUAGAGGGUCAGCCAGUUAGAGGGUCAGCCAGUUAGAGGACAGCCAGUUAGAGGGGCAGCCAGUUAGAGGGUCAGCCAGUUAGAGGACAGCGAGUUAGAGGGGCAGCCAGUUAGAGGACAGCCAGUUAGAGGGCAGCCAGUUAGAGGACAGCCAGUUAGAGGGCAGCCAGUUAGAGGGGCAGCCAGUUAGAGGGGCAGCCAGUUAGAGGGCAGCCAGUUAGAGGACAGCCAGUUAGAGGACAGCCAGUUAGAGGGCAGCCAGUUAGAGGACAGCCAGUUAGAGGACAGCCAGUUAGAGGGCAGCCAGUUAGAGGACAGCCAGUUAGAGGGUCAGCCAGUUAGAGGGGCAGCCAGUUAGAGGGUCAGCCAGUUAGAGGACAGCCAGUUAGAGGACAGCCAGUUAGAGGGUCAGCGAGUUAGAGGGGCAGCCAGUUAGAGGGGCAGCCAGUUAGAGGGCAGCCAGUUAGAGGGUCAGCCAGUUAGAGGGCAGCCAGUUAGAGGGUCAGCCAGUUAGAGGACAGCCAGUUAGAGGGUCAGCCAGUUAGAGGGCAGCCAGUUAGAGGGUCAGCCAGUUAGAGGGGCAGCCAGUUAGAGGGCAGCCAGUUAGAGGGUCAGCCAGUUAGAGGGUCAGCCAGUUAGAGGGCAGCCAGUUAGAGGGCAGCCAGUUAGAGGGUCAGCCAGUUAGAGGGUCAGCGAGUUAGAGGACAGCGAGUUAGAGGGUCAGCCAGUUAGAGGACAGCGACUUAGAGGGGCAGCCAAUUAGAGGGUCAGCCAGUUAGAGGACAGCGAGUUAGAGGGGCAGCCAGUUAGAGGACAGCGAGUUAGAGGGGCAGCCAGUUAGAGGGGCAGCCAGUUAGAGGACAGCCAGUUAGAGGGUCAGCCAGUUAGAGGGUCAGCCAGUUAGAGGGUCAGCCAGUUAGAGGGCAGCCAGUUAGAGGGCAGCCAGUUAGAGGGUCAGCCAGUUAGAGGACAGCCAGUUAGAGGGGCAGCCAGUUAGAGGGUCAGCCAGUUAGAGGACAGCGAGUUAGAGGGGCAGCCAGUUAGAGGACAGCCAGUUAGAGGGCAGCCAGUUAGAGGGCAGCCAGUUAGAGGGUCAGCCAGUUAGAGGGUCAGCCAGUUAGAGGGCAGCCAGUUAGAGGGGCAGCCAGUUAGAGGACAGCGAGUUAGAGGGGCAGCCAGUUAGAGGACAGCCAGUUAGAGGGCAGCCAGUUAGAGGGCAGCCAGUUAGAGGGUCAGCCAGUUAGAGGGUCAGCCAGUUAGAGGGUCAGCCAGUUAGAGGACAGCCAGUUAGAGGGGCAGCCAGUUAGAGGGUCAGCCAGUUAGAGGACAGCGAGUUAGAGGGGCAGCCAGUUAGAGGACAGCCAGUUAGAGGGCAGCCAGUUAGAGGGCAGCCAGUUAGAGGGCAGCCAGUUAGAGGGGCAGCCAGUUAGAGGGGCAGCCAGUUAGAGGGCAGCCAGUUAGAGGACAGCCAGUUAGAGGGCAGCCAGUUAGAGGGCAGCCAGUUAGAGGACAGCCAGUUAGAGGACAGCCAGUUAGAGGGCAGCCAGUUAGAGGACAGCCAGUUAGAGGGUCAGCCAGUUAGAGGGGCAGCCAGUUAGAGGGUCAGCCAGUUAGAGGACAGCCAGUUAGAGGACAGCCAGUUAGAGGGUCAGCGAGUUAGAGGGGCAGCCAGUUAGAGGGGCAGCCAGUUAGAGGGCAGCCAGUUAGAGGGUCAGCCAGUUAGAGGGCAGCCAGUUAGAGGGUCAGCCAGUUAGAGGGGCAGCCAGUUAGAGAACAGCCAGUUAGAGGACAGUCAGUUAGAGGACAGCCAGUUAGAGGACAGCCAGUUAGAGGACAGCCAGUUAGAGGGCAGCCAGUUACAGGGUCAGCCAGUUAGAGGGGCAGCCAGUUAGAGAACAGCCAGUUAGAGGACAGUCAGUUAGAGGACAGCCAGUUAGAGGACAGCCAGUUAGAGGACAGCCAGUUAGAGGGUCAGCCAAUUAGAGGGUCAGCCAGUUAGAGGGGCAGCCAGUUAGAGAACAGCCAGUUAGAGGGCAGCCAGUUAGAGGGUCAGCCAGUUAGAGGGCAGCCAGUUAGAGGACAGCCAGUUAGAGGGGCAGCCAGUUAGAGGGCAGCCAGUUAGAGGGGCAGCCAGUUAGAGGGCAGCCAGUUAGAGGGGCAGCCAGUUAGAGGGCAGCCAGUUAGAGGGCAGCCAGUUAGAGGGCAGCCAGUUAGAGGGACAGCCAGUUAGAGGGCAGCCAGUUAGAGGGUCAGCCAGGUAGAGAGUCAGCCAGUUAGAGGACAGCCAGUUAGAGGGUCAGCCAGUUAGAGGACAGCCAGUUAGAGGGGCAGCCAGUUAGAGGGUCAGCCAGUUAGAGGACAGCCAGUUAGAGGGCAGCCAGUUAGAGGACAGCCAGUUAGAGGGCAGCCAGUUAGAGGGCAGCCAGUUAGAGGACAGCCAGUUAGAGGACAGCCAGUUAGAG